AUGGCUGUUUCUCACUGGCUCCUCACUUGUGUGCUCUUCAUAACAGAUAUUGCAGCCCAGCAACAAGGGUGUUCUGUUGGUAACAGUGAACCCAGUGUUUAUGAAAACAACCCUCCUGGCUAUGUGCUGACCACUGUCCAUACGGAUUCAGGCUUCACUGUCACCAUUGAUCCUACUUCUCAAGAUGCCAAGUUUUUCACUAUACAGGGGUCUGAGCUGCAGCUGACUGAAUCUGUGGACUAUGAGGUAAGCCCAGUCUUAUUUUUGUCUUUGACUCUUAUUUUACCCUUUCUGCAGAGUAAUUCCUUUGACAUUGUGGUGACCAUCCUCAAUGAGAAUGACAACAGCCCAGUGUUCAAGCACACCAACCUCACCCAAGUUGUUCCUGAGGAUACAAAAGUGAAUGCAACCAUUAUAGCCCGUGAGGAGUUAACUGCCAGUGAUGCUGACCUGGACACCAUCUUCUAUGAGCUCACUACAACAGUGCAGGACACAGAAGGUUAUUUUGCCAUAAAAGGAGUUAAUAACCCAGAACUGUAUUUAAGAAGAGCAUUGAACUAUGACAAAUUUAAACAGACAACAUUGCUGCUGUAUGCACGGGACAGGCCUGUGGGCAGCUCUGACAUCACCAACACAGCUACUGCAACAAUAAAUAUACUUAUUGAACAGUCGGACACCAAACCACCCUGGUUCUUACCCUGUACCUUCAUUAACACGGACAACAGCAUCUGCAUCAGCAGUCCCUACAUUGGGAGGGUCAAUAUCUCUGAGCUGUCGACAGAACCACUCAUCCUGGAGCCAGGACCUAUCUAUGCUAUUGAUCCUGACUACACUAUAAAUGAAAGGAUUGUGUACAGUAUUGUUGGUGGGGAUACAGACAAAGUAUUCUCAGUGGAUGCAGACACAGGGAAUCUGACUAUGAACAAAGCAGUCACUUCCCCAGACGGGUUCCUCCUGCAGGUCAUGGCCACCCAGGUCAACAACAUCCAGAAAUACUCCGUAGCCAGUGUAGAGAUUAAGGUCGUCAAUAAAAGUGAGCAUCCACCAUACUUUGAGACCAAGAUCUACAGUGGGACUGCGUUUGUUGGGCUGGCCCUGAGAAGCUUUGUCUUCCAAGCUGGUGAUCCUUCAAGCCCCCUGAUGAUAACAGCAGUGGAUGAAGACUUCCCUGAUAAAGUCAACCCCAACAUUGAGUACUACAUAAAGAACAGCACUGACUUCAUUGCAACCAAAGACGGAUUCAUCCUGACAAAUGUGGUGCUGCAGUCCCCAGAAACUGUAACCAUGGAGGCUGUUGGAAAAGACAUGGUGAGCCUGGAGGAGGCAAGCACUGUGAUUGUGGUGGAGGUCAUGCAACCUGCAGCUGUAGCCUCCUCUGAUAAGGCCUACACUGCUCAGGAUAUGGCUAUCUUAGGUGGUACAUUAGCAGCACUGCUAUUACUUGCCUUAGUCUUCCUUGGAGUGAUGAUAUAUAAACAGUACAGGAAACCAGUCAAAUACCUGAUAAGGAAAAAGUUCUCAAAGGAAAUCUCUGGAGGUUUCCAGAACCAAAGCUACAAGAAAGAUUCACUCCCAGAUGUGAGCAGCAAACAGCAUGAGACUCCAGAGAACGGCAGUGUUCAGUCAAUGACACAUGUACUGACGCCACCAGCAUUUCCAUUGCCCUCUUCCAAUGCAGAAGAAAUGAACAGCCCCCCAGAGCCUUCUGUAGCUUCUGCUAUCACCUUGGACCAGGAAGAGGAAGAGGAAGAAGUGGAAGAGACUGAGCCAAAGAGGGAAGUGAAGUCUAUCCUCAAGACAGACAGGAAUAUGGCAGAUGAUGGCUACAAAGCUGUGUGGUUUCAGACCAGUGUGGAUCCAGAAGCUGGAGAAACAGUUGAAGUGAUUGAGGACAAUGCAGUAGAUAGUGAUGAUGAGAGUGACCAAGAUAUGCAGGAGAAAGAGGAGGAGGAGGAAGAAGAUUAUGAUAAGGAUGACCACAGAGGGCUGGGACUUGAGAGCUCCCUGCCAGCUGUAGAUUUGGUGGUCAACAAGGCUCACACAGAUGCAGUGACAGAUGACAGUGACCUAGGAUGGAACUAG
Messenger RNA from Melopsittacus undulatus (budgerigar), 2082 nucleotides. RefSeq names its product cadherin related family member 5 (gene CDHR5). Gene Ontology annotation, molecular function: calcium ion binding. The transcript is spliced from 13 exons. The record is from RefSeq and is a predicted model, not a curated record. Gene Ontology annotation, biological process: homophilic cell-cell adhesion. Gene Ontology annotation, cellular component: plasma membrane. NCBI's taxonomy places the organism in Eukaryota, Metazoa, Chordata, Aves, Psittaciformes, Psittaculidae. Bases 1 to 2082 code for a protein of 693 amino acids.